UUGGCUGAUCAACUGCUCAAAGAAAAGGUUCGCUGGUCGGAAAAGGAAAACCUCAAGGCACCUCUGCGAAACGAAACCGGCAAGUCGCCCGGGCAUACCGACGAUCGACCGGCCGGCCGGCCGGAAGGUUAGCCAUGAACUCCGCCUUAAUGUGCUGCGCGGCGCGGCGAGCGCGUGAAGCAAGGGACAGGGUGGCGAUCGGCGUCCCGCUCACGGAGCCGUUGCGGAUGCGAGCAGAGGGCGAGGCCUGGGUGGCCAUCGGCGUCCCGCUCAUCGAGCCUCAUCCCCGGCGCAAGCCUAGCCCCUGGGAGACGCCUUUAAUCUGGUUUUUUGCGAUCACCGGUGGAAUUGUAUUUACAGUUAUGAUCGCCAUAAUGGAUGCGUCACUCGGUGCGAAAAUACUUUCUAUAUGCAUAUUAUGGGCUUUUUUCAUGACUGGAGCACUCUGGAUUUUGUAUGAUCUCCGCCAUGCUCCAGAGGACAUAACAUAAUUCUAAUCGCUUCACUUCAAGGCUGGUUUUCUUGAUUGGUGUA
Molecule: messenger RNA, 534 nt
Organism: Triticum aestivum (bread wheat)
Lineage: Eukaryota; Viridiplantae; Streptophyta; Magnoliopsida; Poales; Poaceae
Exons: 2
Coding region: 135-491 (118 amino acids)
Source: RefSeq, a predicted model, not a curated record